Molecule: messenger RNA, 4515 nt
Organism: Solea senegalensis (Senegalese sole)
Lineage: Eukaryota; Metazoa; Chordata; Actinopteri; Pleuronectiformes; Soleidae
Exons: 5
Coding region: 1-4515 (1504 amino acids)
Biological process (GO): DNA integration
Molecular function (GO): nucleic acid binding; RNA-DNA hybrid ribonuclease activity
Source: RefSeq, a predicted model, not a curated record
AUGACUAGCCGGAUCACCAGCCCCACUGCCCAGUUAGUUGCCAGUUCCAAAGUCCAGCAGGUCGCCAGCCCCACUGCCCAGCGAGUUGCCAGUUGCACUGUCCAGCAGUUCGCCAGAACCAUUGCCCACAGGGUUGGAAGCCCCAGUUGUGAAGCCAUGUUCUUUAAAUUUCUUACAAUUGUAGAAGAAAUUAAGGAGACCCAGAAGGUUCAUGGUAAGAUGCUAAAUGUCCUGAAGAAGGAAGAUGCAUCAGUCAUGGAGGUUCCUGAUGGAGUGGUCUUCCCGCUGCAAACUCAAGCAGGCUCUCGAGGAGAAACUAGGGGAGCGCAGUCUAAUGUCUGCUGUUGUAUAGGGGGCACAAGUGUGGAUGAUGCAACAAGGAGAAUGAUGAAAUAUGUUCUGUCAAACCAGCUGGCAUUGGACUAUAACAUGUUUGGCCGUCACGAGAAAAAGAAGUUUAAGGACUUGCGUCUUUUCAACGUUGUGUAUGGGUGCGGUCAGAGCUCUCUGGUUGAUGACGCUUCCUGGUCCCUCCCUCGAAGACGACCCCCUCCAGAUGCAAUGGCUCCGCCUUCGGUUCCUCCUCCAUACAACGCCUCAUCUGCCACGUCAUCACCGAUGUCAUCCACAUCCUCUUUCAUGAACACUCCCUCACCAGGCUCCAGUGUCCUCACCUCCUCCUCCCUCUCCCCUCCAAUUGCAGCACGCACCAGACAACAAUCAGAUUCAGCUCUUACGAUGCCAAUGGUGCAAGUUAUGGGUCCGGAUGGAAAUCCAGGUUUUGUCUACCGCCCAUGGACAACUCAGGACCUGAUUGAUGCAGCAUCACACCUCCCAAAGCCUGCACAAGGUGGCGCUGCCAUGGCACGAGCCUAUGUUCAGUUCAUCAAAGAUUUCACACCAACCUCAGGCGAAAUCCAGAGAGUCAUGAUGAAAUACAUGAAACCAUCUGAUUUCUCCAAGGUGAAAGACAUUUUCCCAAGAGAUGGCGACUUCAGACCACAAACGGUGAAUUGGGACACUAAUGACAAUGCUGAUCUAGCAGACCGACAGUAUCAGGACUUUGUCACACAAUUAGGACUGAAAUUGGUUGAGGUUUCCCCUGCUCACUGUGACCUUGUUAAAGUGAAUGCCUGCUGUCAGAAGGAAGAGGCAUGCAGAGGGGACGCAGGCCAUGGCAAGGAGAGAGAUCAGGUCCAAGAAUGGGACCACCACCAGGUUACGAUGUGUGCUUCCUGUGUGGCACUAAAGGACAUUGGGCAAAGGAUUGCACACAAUUCCGAGGCCGAGGCAGAGGAAGAGGUGCUCCACCUAGAGGCAGAAAUGACCGUUGGCAACAAUCAUCUGACUGAUCUGAGAGACGAGGGAGGGGAGGACCAGAUGCGUGCGUCACCCAGACAGCCUACCCUGAACCUUCAGAAAAGGGGAGUGGGUGUUUUCAAAACUGCAUGCAAAUUAACUGUGGCUACUCUGAAAUCUGUCUACUUGCUAGACCACAAUCUUGAUAAAACCGAACACAUACACCAAAUGCUCUCCGCAGAACAGAUCCAUCCAGCCCUUGCACAAGUCCCACCCAAAUUGUGGGCACAAGGCAAAUAUGAUGUAGGUCUCAUAAAAAAUUGUGAACCUGUAAUAGUCGCUCCUAAGUCUGACUACAGACCAAAACGAGUUCAGUACCCUCUGCGUCCGGAAGCCGUCGACGGCAUUAAACCUGUUUUUAAAUCCUUAUUGGAAGCCGGUGUUAUUAUCCCAUGCGAUGACUCACCUGUCUGCACUCCUAUUUUUCCAGUUCAAAAAGCUAGAGAACCACCAUCUCUACCCGAGUGGCGAUUUGUUCAAGACUUAAAAGCAGUUAAUGCAGCUGUUCAUGCCAGAACACCAAGUGUUCCUAACCCCUACACUUUGCUUUCACAAGUUCCAUCCUCUGCUAAGUGGUUUUCAGUUGUUGAUCUAUCAAAUGCAUUUUUCAGUGUUCCUGUUCACAAGGAUUCUCAGUACUGGUUUGCAUUCCAGUUCAACGGGAAAGGUUAUACUUUCACCCGUUUAUGUCAGGGUUUCACUGAAUCACCAACAAUUUACAAUCAGGCUUUAUGCGAAUCAUUGUCGCCUCUAGCGCUCUCUGAUGGCACUGCCUUACUACAAUAUGUAGACGAUCUUCUGAUCUGCGCUCCAACUGAAAAACAAUGCAUAACUGACACUAUCAAACUGCUCAAACAUCUGGCAGAAGAAGGACACAAAGCCAGCUUAAACAAGCUACAAUUUGUCAGACAAGCUGUGACCUUCCUGGGUCACAUAAUUUCUGGUGAAGGCAAAACUAUGUCUCCAAAACAUAUUGAAGCUAUCCAAAAGAUUCCAAAACCAAUUACCCAAAAACAAAUGCUAUCUUUCCUGGGGAUGUGUUCCUACUGUCGCGCUUUUGUCCCUAAUUUUUCUGAGGUUGAAAGACCCCUCAGGACCUUGUGUCACCAAUCAGGCAUGACCUCUCGCUCACAACUUGAGUGGACACCGGAAGCAGACACUGCAUUCCUGAACUUGAAACUUCAACUUCAGUCUCCUCCCACACUUGGUCUUCCUGACCCAACCAAACCAUUCACUCAGACUGUGGAUGAACGUUCGGGUUGCAUGACUUCUGUCCUCCUACAACCUCAUGGAGAUAGGCUCCGUCCUGUGGCAUAUUUCUCGGGUAAACUCGAUCCUGUUGCAGCAGGCAUGCCAAAAUGUCUCAGAGCUGUAGCAGCUGCUGAAAAAGCCCUUUUGGCCUCAAGAGAUAUAGUUGGCUACGCUCCUUUGACUCUUCUUGUGCCACAUGCGGUCUCUUUGAUCCUUUCUGAGCAGAAAACAUCACACCUUUCGGCUGCUAGACACCUUAGGUAUCACACGUGUCUUCUUGACAUGCCUAAUGUCACUCUUAAGAGGUGUACUGUUCUUAACCCUGCUACUCUGCUCCCUCUUCCACAGGAUGGUGAGCCUCAUGAUUGCAUGGCUGAACUUUCAGCAUCUUGUUCUCCAAGACCUGAUCUGACAGAAACGCCCUUGACAAAUCCUGACCUUGUCCUCUAUGUAGAUGGCUCUGCUUCAAGAGACCCAGUUACAGGUCUCUGCCAUGUUGGCUUUGCUGUUUGUUCUGACUAUGACGUGAUGAUGUCAUCAUCUCUUCCACCUCACUUCUCAGCUCAAGCUGCAGAACUUGUGGCCUUAACGACUGCCUGCCAAUUAGCUAAGGGUAGAUCUGUAAAUAUCUACACUGAUUCCAGAUAUGCUUUUGGUGUUGUUCAUGACUUUGGUGCACUUUGGAAACAUAGAGGUUUUCUGAAAUCUGAUGGCAAGCCUGUUUUGCAUCACACACUCAUUGCAGAUCUCUUAGAUGCCAUCCUUCUUCCUUCUGCCAUUUCUGUGUGUAAAUGUGCUGCUCACACUAAUGCCUCUGACCCAAUUUCUACAGGUAACGCUCGAGCGGAUGCAGCUGCAAAGGCAGCUUCUCUUCUCCCUUUGUCUAACUCUUCUGUAUCACAUACUUUGGUUUCAGUUUCUUCUGACGUGCCAUCUUCCCUCAGUGCUGUUCAAUCUUUUGCAUCUCCAAAAGAUAAGCAACUUUGGAGAAACGCAGGUGCUUCAUGUCAUGAUGGCAUCUGGAUAGGCCCCGACAACAACCCGUGUUUGCCUUCCCAUUUCUUCCCUCACUAUGCUAAAUUGACGCAUGGGUCUGACCAUGCAUCAAAAGGAGGGAUGCAGCAAAUGAUUAACACAUUUUGGUUCACAAAAGGGUUUUCUGCCUAUGCUCAAAAACACUGCCAAGCCUGUGUUAUCUGUGCUACUCACAAUGUAGGCAGGGCAAUCCAACCUUCCCAACAAGCUGCUCAUCCUCAACCAACUCGACCUUUUGAGCAUGUCAUGAUGGAUUUUGUAGAACUAACUCCAUCAGAAGGAAAGUCUCAUUGUUUAGUGAUGGUAGACAUGUGGAGCAAAUGGGUUGAAGUGUUCCCAGCCUCAAAACAAUCUGCCUCAGUAGUAGCUAAAGCCCUUCUUACUGAAAUCAUUCCCAGAUGGGGAAUUCCAGCUAAAAUCUCCAGUGAUAAUGGCAGCCAUUUGGUUAAUUCAGCUAUCACUGAACUGAGCCUAUACUUAGGCAUUAACCUGAGAACACACUGUGUGGAAGCUCCCCGAUCUCCACCCCCAUCAACAGCUCUUUGUGAUCACAACACACUAACCUACUGUACCAAUCUAUCCAAACAGCUCUCUGAUGUAAAGAAACAGGUGAUCGCAGCCCUCCCUGUUCCAGCCAGUGGUCCCCUGCACCAGCUCGAACCAGGUGACUUUGUGGUCAUAAAAGACUUCAGGAGGAAGUCGUGGAGGAACAGGAGGUGGCAAGGUCCGUUCCAGAUCCUGCUGACAACCCACACUGCUGUGAAGGUCGCUGAGCGGGCUACCUGGAUCCACGCCAGCCACUGCAGAAAGGUUCCAGCACCCCCUGCUGGUUCUCCUGGAAAACUACAAACUCCAGAGGCUGCUAAGUAA